Mus pahari (shrew mouse) is the source of this 5726-nucleotide messenger RNA. It is a transcript of the gene Thrb, whose product is annotated as thyroid hormone receptor beta. Bases 3138 to 4523 code for a protein of 461 amino acids. Gene Ontology annotation, molecular function: RNA polymerase II cis-regulatory region sequence-specific DNA binding; zinc ion binding; nuclear receptor activity. The record is from RefSeq and is a predicted model, not a curated record. NCBI's taxonomy places the organism in Eukaryota, Metazoa, Chordata, Mammalia, Rodentia, Muridae. The transcript is spliced from 10 exons. Gene Ontology annotation, biological process: positive regulation of transcription by RNA polymerase II; thyroid hormone receptor signaling pathway; negative regulation of transcription by RNA polymerase II.
GCCUGUAAUGAGAGGCACAGUACCAGAUCUGCACAGCACGACAUAUCUGGGCUUAUUUUCUUCCACUUUGCCUCCUUCGAUAGGGAAUUUAAAAUUUGUCUGCUUGACCAUAUAGGUAUAUAAAUUCAUUAUCUUCCAAGUUUGAUUGUUACAUGUUGAGAUUUAUGAGACAUUCCACAUCCUAACUCCAUAGUUCUUGAAAUCAUCUUGCCUUUAAUGUCAGCCUAAAAUCAUGCUGUCAGACUCAGUUAGCUCAGAAGGCUUUUACAGGGGUUAAUGAGGCCAAAGUUGCCGUUUCAAUUAGCUUCACAGAAGAAAAACCCAGCUUCCCCACAGUCGAUUAAACUGCUAACACUGGUCUCCACACUCAGCCAGUGGCAAAAAGGGAGAAGAGAGCAGAGGGUCUGCCAGCUCAAUCCUUCUAGGAGCAUUUAGCAGUGACCAGCAGAAGUCCUGUCUCUUUAAUGAGCCAUGUCAGCUAUAGUCCUCCUAGUUCACUGCAGAAACACCACAUGUAGGGCUCCAAUCAGAGUGGCCUUCCCAUCUGGUAAGACCACUGAGAGCAAGACUUGACUUUUCAAUUUAAAAAUGCAUGCAUGGAUAGUUGCAUAAGAUACUGCACAAACUUUUAAUUUUGUUUUAAAACUGGUAAUCCUAGCUCCCUUAAGAAGGUUCAUUUUAUCCCUGUGUGUGGUUGUUUUGUAAUGGUUUGCUUUGAGGACUGCUCUGGAGAUCACGCAUUGGGCAGACUAUGUAAAUAUAUUGGCCUUAUGCAGAAGUCUACUUACUAGAAUGGGAAGAUUCUUUUUAAAUAUCUUUAUUAAUUGACAUUGAAUGCACAUGUGUGGAGGUAAACACAUGUCACCCUACCUGCGUGAAGAUCAGAGGACAACUUCUAGCCAUCAAGUCUCUCUUUCCACCAUGUGAGCCGAGGUGAUUGAAGCUGAGUUGCCAGCUUUAGUGGUAAAUGUUUUUACCCACUGAGACAUCUCACUGCCCAAGAAUGAAGAUUCCUAUGUAUCGUGAAAUAUAGAUUGAGUUUUAUGUCUUCUGCUUAGUCUUUGUUUUAUAUUGUCAAAGGUUGCAACAAAGGUUUACAACAGCUAGUAACUCCAGCUCUAGGGAUCCAGGGAUUCAACAUCUUUGUUCUGGUCUCCUCUGGCACCGGGCACCUGCAUUCCCAUGAACAACUCCACCCACCCAUAAACAUGUACACAUAUUAAAUCAUUAAAAAGAAAACAAAUCUUUGUGAAAAAGAAAUUGAUACAAACUUCACCUCACAAAAGGCCUCCUAAAUACAGGAAGGCUCAGCUGAACACCAGUGGGCAGGCUGGGCAGGCUGGACAGGCUAGACCCAAACAUAAGCAUGUCCGCCACGUUUCUCCUCAUUGAUACAACAUGGACACAGGAACAUGUGGACUCUGACUGGGCUUUCUGUUUUUAGUUUUGCUUUGUAUAGUUGACAUGGCAUGGCUACCACUUUCCCUCACCUACCAAGUGACUGUGCAUGUAGUCUUUCAUGUCAAAGUAUUCACAUCCUUCCAGGAUUCGGGCAUUUUUGAGUAGGCUUUGUGGGCUACGUGCUUUGAGGAAAUUGCUUCACUGAUACCUCACAAUGGCUCCAUGAAGCACACUACUUAUUCCUGGUGUCACCAUAUAGAUAAGAAAGGUAAAGGAAAGGCUGAUUAGCAGCUCGGGACACGAUAGCCUCACACCAGGCUGAGGCAGAGUCUGCCCUUGGAUCAGGUCUGUGUGAAUCCAGAGCCUGUGUCUGCUGUGCCACACUAAGAUCUGAGGAAUCACAAUUACCAAGGCUUUGAGUUGUUCUUUUUUUAUUCCAAGUUUGUAUGACUUUAUUUGUGUGUCAUGCUUGCUUUAAGAACAAAUAAAAAUGAUACCGAAAUACUGCUCAUUUCAUCUGAACUUAGAGUCCCUAGAGUACUACCCACCUGGUCUAAUUUAACCAACAGCUGGGCUUUUAUCGCCAGCUUUCUUGUAUCUUAAAUUUGAAACUCAAGGCUCAUUCCUGUCUUGAGUCAUUGUAUUCUACCAUCUGUGACAUUUGGGGUACGUAUAACAUGUGACUCAAUAAUGUUUUAAAGGAUGAAGUUUGUGCUACUUCCUUUAGAAGACUAUAAAUAUAAAAUGAUAGAGAGUGUCAAACUGUAAUUACACUGAGGGUCUUAGUAACCUCAUAACCCACAAGAAUACAAUACCAGGAAAAAUGUCAACUACGACCAUCAAGAAUCUCAUUUGCUGUUUCCAUUUUUGCAGCAGGUUGAUGGAAGGAAUCCGAUAGGCUGACACUUUUAUAGAGGAUGCUUUAAGGCUCUCAUAAGCCUCUUGUUCUUUCACUGGUUUUAUUUUUUAUGGAGAAGUAUAUUUUCUGUCUUUGGGAUGAUUUGAACUGUACUACAAAGUAAAUGAAAAUGUGUCUUGUUGACUCGAUGAUGGCUCUACAAGACACAUAUGUGAGUUGAGGAAAAAGCCCUUUGGUAUAACCAUGGUUGUUUACAAACACAUGCCAUAGUUAAUUUUUAAUACUGUUGUGUGUGUGUUUUUUUUAAUGCAUCUAAUCACAGAAAAAAAUGUGUCAGGAAGAAAGGGAAGCUGGGUCUCCAGCAUGUUUGGCUUUCUGUUAGCUGGAAAUCAACAUACAAAUGUAGUGGCAGACAGGCUUGCUCACAUUCUCCCCCACGUGCUCACACAUGCACGGGGUGGUGCACAGCGUGAACCUGAUCACAGAGUGGCACUCUAGCCAAAUGCUAAGCAUGUGUCAGGAUGUGGUGUAAUGACAUGUGACACAAUGCUGUGUCAUUCAUUCUGACAGAGGAAGGAAAGCCAAGGGACAGCCAGUCGUGAAACACGGGCUCCCCUUCCAGAAGUGAGAGAUCUGAGUCACAGGGUGAAAAACAAGAUUUAUUCCAGUGCUGCUUCCUUGUCGUUGGUAAACUGAUGGGUGGGUGCAUAUCUGUUCACCUAUCAGAGAAAGGAGGACAACAGAAAAUUUUAACUAUCAGAUCCGUGGUUUCCCUCUCGUUCAUCAGAGGACCUGCAUGGUACUAAGUUCUACACAUGACUUAAUGAAUAAGAAGGGAAUGCCAGCACAGAAGAUGAGCCAGCAUGACUACUAACCUAUGACUCCCAACAGUAUGACAGAAAAUGGCCUUCCAGCCUGGGACAAACAGAAGCCCUGUCCAGACCGAGUCCAGGACUGGAAGCUGGUAGGAAUGUCUGAAGCCUGCCUGCACAGGAAGAGCCACGUGGAGAGGCGUGGUGCACUGAAGAAUGAGCAGACUUCCCCACACCUUAUCCAGGCCACUUGGACGAGCUCUAUAUUCCAACUGGAUCCUGAGGAUGUGAACGAUCAGAGCAUCUCAAGUGCCCAGACUUUCCAGACUGAAGAGAAGAAAUGUAAAGGGUAUAUCCCCAGCUAUUUAGACAAAGAUGAACUCUGUGUAGUGUGUGGGGACAAAGCCACAGGGUACCACUAUCGCUGCAUCACCUGUGAAGGCUGCAAGGGCUUCUUUAGACGAACCAUUCAGAAAAGUCUCCAUCCAUCUUAUUCCUGUAAAUAUGAAGGAAAGUGCAUCAUAGACAAAGUCACCCGAAACCAGUGCCAGGAAUGUCGCUUUAAGAAAUGCAUCUAUGUUGGCAUGGCAACAGACUUGGUGCUGGAUGACAGCAAGAGGCUAGCCAAGCGGAAGCUUAUAGAGGAGAACCGUGAGAAGAGGCGGCGGGAAGAGCUACAGAAGUCAAUUGGGCACAAGCCAGAACCCACGGACGAGGAGUGGGAACUCAUCAAGACAGUCACUGAGGCCCACGUGGCCACCAAUGCCCAGGGCAGCCACUGGAAGCAGAAGCGGAAAUUUCUGCCAGAAGACAUUGGACAAGCACCCAUUGUGAAUGCCCCAGAAGGUGGCAAGGUUGACCUGGAAGCCUUCAGUCAUUUUACAAAAAUCAUCACACCAGCAAUCACCAGAGUGGUGGAUUUUGCCAAAAAGUUGCCCAUGUUUUGUGAGCUGCCAUGUGAAGAUCAGAUCAUCCUCCUCAAAGGCUGUUGCAUGGAGAUCAUGUCCCUUCGAGCUGCUGUGCGCUAUGACCCAGACAGCGAGACUCUAACUUUGAAUGGGGAAAUGGCAGUGACACGGGGCCAGCUAAAAAAUGGGGGUCUUGGGGUGGUGUCAGAUGCCAUCUUUGACCUGGGCAUGUCUCUGUCAUCUUUCAACCUGGAUGACACUGAAGUUGCCCUGCUUCAAGCGGUCCUGCUAAUGUCUUCAGAUCGCCCAGGGCUAGCCUGUGUUGAGAGAAUAGAGAAAUACCAAGACAGUUUCCUGUUGGCCUUUGAACACUAUAUCAAUUACCGGAAGCACCAUGUGACACACUUUUGGCCCAAACUCCUGAUGAAGGUGACGGACCUGCGGAUGAUUGGAGCCUGCCAUGCCAGCCGCUUCCUCCACAUGAAGGUGGAAUGCCCCACUGAGCUCUUCCCACCUCUGUUCUUGGAAGUAUUUGAGGACUAAAUGGACUGGACAAGUUCUUGUCAUUCCUGCAGCACGACUGGGUGUCAUUGCAUUCCACCUGUAGCUUUCUGUUGUUGUUUCUUCGUUUCUUUGUGUCAAGUGAGAUCAUCAGAUGGUCAGCAGAUCAUCAAUGGCAUAGACUUGGAUGAAAUUGUUCUUUGAAUGUGGGUCUUUAUAACCAUUGCAUUUUGUUCUCCAGUCCUUAGUGUGAAUGCUUUGAAGGGCUUACAGCAGUGCAGGCUGAGUGGGUACAAUCAUUAUUUCACCAGCACAAAGUCAUCACCAGCUCCCAUCUGUCCCUGGGCAGACUGAAGCAAGCCAAACAGCAUUUCAGAAGACUAAAGAAGCCUUAAAACCAAGACCACAGUCAUCCCGAUCCAACAUGAUCCAUUCUGAUGUUUGCGAGGUGAGGCUGUAGAGCCGAGGCCACCUCAGGUUGAGCAUGGCUUUUAACACGGAAGAGAAGGAGCAGUUUCUACUCAGGAGCUCACCAUUUCCAACACCCGUGUUCUCCAACAGCCUGACUUGGAAUGUGCAGGAAUAUCCAUACCAUAACAAAUCAGCUUUCCUUUCCAUGGCCUUCUGUAACCUUAUGAUUUACUUCAAGUUGCACAAGAGUAUGACUUGACUGGUUUGAGGCCACAAGGAAAGUCUUUUUUUCAGUAUGCCCAUAGAGCUUGUAGAUCUUCAUCAAUGUUAAAGCAUAGUUUCCAAAAUGCACAUGGUGUUAUCUCAAGCAGGAAGGCACCUUUCCACCUUACAUAGAUUCAUGCCACAAACCUCAAACCUGUUUACACAGCGCAGUCCCUUCCGACGGCCUAUGAAGCAGUCCUCCCCCAGCUUGGCUCACAAAGGUCUUAUCCAGGCUGUGUCUGUUGAGCUGAUGAUAUUCCCCUGUAGAUUGAAUCUUCCAGUCAGGGAUAGACAUGGUGAAAUUCCAGUCCUGUUUGGGAAAAUCCCUGGAAAAGAUCAGUACAGGAACAAUCAGAUUCAAAGGAAAAGAACUACGCAUGGUAUAGGCUGUCAGAUAAGGGCGAGUGCUCUCCCUGGAUCAGCAAGCGCUUGACUUAUUCACAAAUAUCUCCCAGUCCCAUCCCAUCCCUGUCUCCCAAUCUACCCCUGUGGUUACGGUUACCCACCUCCCCAGAUUCUGAGGCACUAAAUAGCUUCCUUCUCUCUCUCUCUCUCUCUCUCUCUCUCUCU